Messenger RNA from Cyprinus carpio (common carp), 565 nucleotides. Its product is annotated as NADH dehydrogenase [ubiquinone] 1 beta subcomplex subunit 9-like. Gene Ontology annotation, biological process: mitochondrial electron transport, NADH to ubiquinone. The transcript is spliced from 3 exons. The record is from RefSeq and is a predicted model, not a curated record. Bases 86 to 460 code for a protein of 124 amino acids. Lineage: Eukaryota; Metazoa; Chordata; Actinopteri; Cypriniformes; Cyprinidae.
CUUUUUCUACUCUUUUAGGGAUAAAUAUCGUUUCUAUGCAUGUUUGCUGCGAGCUCGCUUUGAUGAGAACAAACAUGAGAAGGACAUGAUGAAGGCCACCAUGAUGCUGAAGGCAGGCGAGGAGGAGUUCUUCUGGGCCAAUCAGCACCCGCAGCCCUACUUGUUCCCAGACUCACCUGGAGGAACAUCCUAUGAAAGAUAUGAGUGCUACAAAGCUCCUGAAUGGUGUCUUGAUCAUUGGCAUCCCUCAGAGAAAGCCAUGUACCCUGAUUACUUUGCUAAGAGGGAACAGUGGAAAAAGCUGCGGGUUCAGAGCUGGGAUAGAGAGGUCCAGCAGCUACAGAUUGAAACUCCUGCUGAUGGCCCUAAAUCUGAGGCCCUGCCCCCGGCCCGCAAGGAAGGAGACCUCCCACCCCUGUGGUGGCAGUUUGUCACUCGUCCCAGAGAGCGUCCCAUGUAAGGAUGUGUCCAGAAGAUCAUUUAGAAUAGGUGUUUGAAACUGCCCUGUGUUUGUCAAACACCACUUUGAUCUCAAUUCUAGGUAAAUAAAAUAUUAUGCAAAUCA